AUGGCGCUCUGCGCCAACCCCGAGCGCACGACGAUCCUGGCGAAGCUGCCGGACCAGGUGCAGACUGGUGGCCCGGGCGCCGCGAGCGGCGAGCCGCGAGCCAGUGGUGGGGCCGCUGCGGGAGGCAGCCGUCGCACCGAAGGAGGAGGCACCGUCGACGACGGAGCAGCGGCGGCGCCGGAGGACCGGGGGAAGCACCCCCGGGUCUACAUUCCCGUGCCGGAGUCCCCGCCGUCGCCAUCGGCGGUGGCGGUGUUCCCGGUGUUGGAGCCGCGCCUCGUUCAGAUAGGGCCCGAUCCGGCGCCUGGAGAACGCGUGGCGGCCCCGCCGAGCCCCCGGCGGAAGAGGAGAAGGGUCGACUCCGGGUCGGCGCUGGCGGGCCCGGAGCCGCCUACGGGCGCCCCCGAGGCUCGAGAAGCGCCGGCGCCGGCGCUAGCACCCGAACCAAGCCGGCCGGCGGAGCCGGGGCAGGCAGGCGCGGUGAUGGAGGCGGGGACGGCGGAAGCGGCGGCCGUGCCAAGGAAGUAG
Phragmites australis (common reed) is the source of this 528-nucleotide messenger RNA. RefSeq names its product vegetative cell wall protein gp1-like. The transcript has 3 exons. The record is from RefSeq and is a predicted model, not a curated record. NCBI's taxonomy places the organism in Eukaryota, Viridiplantae, Streptophyta, Magnoliopsida, Poales, Poaceae. Bases 1 to 528 code for a protein of 175 amino acids.